Molecule: messenger RNA, 1478 nt
Organism: Musa acuminata subsp. malaccensis (wild Malaysian banana)
Lineage: Eukaryota; Viridiplantae; Streptophyta; Magnoliopsida; Zingiberales; Musaceae
Source: RefSeq, a predicted model, not a curated record
CGGCAACUCCGGAUGAUGGGAUACGGCAUGUGAUUUGGUCGGCGUCCGGCGUUACACGGAAUCCGAUCGAGAGCUAAUCCCGGAUAAGGAAUACCGUGGCAGACACUAUUAGUACUGUCAUUAUCCAACAAAACUGCCGCAUCCUUGUGUACGUGACAUUUCAGAGAUGAUGAUGAAUGGUUCAGCAUAGUGUAAGGUACUCACGGGAGCAGCUGACCUUUCCACACGUACUUAUAACAUCCAGAAGCAGCCAACGCCUGUUUGAUACACGGUGAAGGCAGAGAGAAUCGAAAGAGAUGAAACGAGGCAGAGCAGAGGCCGGGCUGCCGUCCUCCAAGGCAGCCGCCGAGUCCCCUGCCAAGGCCCAGCGGCGUCAGAAGGGGUCGACGCCCAAGGCAUCGGCUGCGGCGGGGAGGACGAGGCAGGCGGUGAAGCCGGAUCACGCGCGCAAGGGCAGAGGAAACGACAAGGGCCCGGCUGCUGCUGCGGCGGCCGACCUGCAGCAGUCUUCUACUUCUCCCGUUGCGCCCGCGGAGGAGGAAGUGGUGGGGUGGGUGGACGGGGCGUCGGAGCUGGGGGAUUGGUGGUGGGGCCUGUGGGGCGUGGAGGAGGACAAGCUCUCCGGCUGGUUCCCGUUUGUGGACGAAGACUUCCUCUGCUCCGAUGCCAGGGGAGGAGAGUUGUCCGGUGGACUGCUCUGGGAAGAAGCUUACCACGACAUCUGGCAGCUGCAACACAUUUACGAAAUCCCGCAGGCGGCAUCCAAUUGACGAAGAGAUUGCAUUCCUUGGCUUAAGCAGAGUUCAUCAUCAUCUUCGUUGCUCUUCACCAAAGCUCCCUCUUCUGCUGGGAAACGGCAUGCUAUUGGAAGUCCACUACGGAAACAACAAGGAAUAGAAGGAAAUCGCGUCGUUGUUCUUCCAAUUAAUCUAUUUUGUGAAACGAAAAUUUAGAGCAAUCAAAGAGCUGAGUAUGAACUCUGCGUAAGCCUCUAUUUUCUAAUCGGCUGCUUUAGAUAUAGCAGCCAAAUCUAAAUAGUCCAUUUCCGGACUAAUUACAUAAUUACGCAACCCUUGUAGGAUUGUGGUUCUUCAACUUAUAAAAAUCAUUACGCAGCCCUUUUAGGACUGUGGACAGUGCUCCCAAUAAUACAUAUCAAGAUUCGCUCAUGGAAGUCAACCGGGAGAGCGACUAGAUAAGUGCCCCACCAUCCCAUCUUCUAUGAGGGUCAGCGCCCUUCGAGCACCGGAAGAGUGGUGACGUGCGAGAGGACAAAAGCUGGUUAGGAUAGAAACAAGCGACGUGAAAUGUAGUGAUUUAGGAUUUGGGAAAACCAGGUGAAGAUCUUCUUCUCCUUCAAGAUUGUUUGAGGUUUAAAGGCUGUGCAGAGCGAGGUGAUUGCAUGUAAAACCAUUGUUUGCUUAGACGUGGAAACCCGUUGGAAUUCUACAUAUUUAAUGUUGGAGGCUGCCUUGAUG